CGCGAUGGCCGAGCUCGGGACGCUCCACAAGCAGCAUGCGCGGGCCCGCGAUGUCAUCGGCGCCAUAUGCGACCGCCUAGCAGCCAAGGAGACAGCGCUGGACGAAGCAGCCCGGGGCAUGCAAGCGCUCCGCGACGAGAUGACCCAGCGCAAGGAAGAAUGGGCCAUGGAGAAGGCAAACAUGGCGCGCGCGCUGGAGGACAUGCAAGAAGAGAUGGUGGGGAAGGACCGGCGAUACACCGAGCUCCAUCGUGAAUGGCAUGCGGCGAGUGACCAAGUCGAAGCGCUCCAGCAAACCCUGCAAGAACGAGAAGCCUACGUAGCUAAGAUAUUCGCGGAACGGGAAGCGUCCACGACCAUGACAGAAGACUCCGCAACGAAGCAUGAGGCGGCCGUGCAAGGCUUCUCGCACCAAGAAACAACAGCCUUGGAGCAACUUGAGCAAGUGCGCAUGACAUCCAGGUAUUUGGACACGUACACAUCGGACUUGACAAAGGCCGUGAACCAACUGUCCAAGGAAGUCCAAUCUCUGGAAGAGAGCCAAGGGACAUGCGAAGCCAUGCUGCUCGCGCAGAAAAACAAGGCCGCGACCGAUGCGACGCCGCCAAGCGCCCGGCAAGAGAUGGUGGAUGGUCUCUGCGACCAAGUCGGCCGGCUUCAAAGCCAGAACAUCGAGUACGAGACCACAGUGAGCCGACUGGAAGAAGCGCUUGCGAAGGCGGCGGAUGAGACCGCGACAGCGCAGACACAGCUUCUCGAGCUGCGCGUGCAGCUUGGCGCGCAGGCCCAGCUCGUCGCCAAGUACGAAGCGUCGAGCUUGAGCGGCACCCAAGCCAUGGACUCGCUUCAGAGCUCCAUUGCACUGAUUUGCGCAGAGUACGACGCCGAGCGCGGGGCUCUGUUGAAGCAAGUCGAGGAGCUCUCGAUGGCGUCGAUCACGGGUGAACACGCGAAGCUCGUCGAAAUCGAAGAGAUGCAGGCCAAGAUCAUGGAUGCGGAGAACGCGCUUCGCGAGAAGGCGAAACACGUGGCCGAGCUCGAGGCGGCGCUUCACGCCAAGGACGAGAUGGAAAAGCGCGUGACACAGCAGCAGCAACCUGCGGACGAAGCCACCCAGCGGACCCAAGCCCCAUCAGCCAUCGCCCCAUGUGUUUCAGCAUCUCUUGCUUCCAGUGGGGCGCUGUCGCCAGCGUUGACUGCAACCAGCACCGUCGCAGAGUUUCCCGUCGCAACCCAAACCGCAGCCGCGCGCGUGCCCGACGAGUGCCCAACGUGCCACGAUGAACCGUUUGGUUUUAUGGUGCGUUGCCAGCAGUGCAAGCAGCAGUUCCACGCAGGGUGCGUUCGCUCCAAGCGCCAAAAGACGUCGCGUGCCGGCGUUUACGUCUUUGUGUGUGACGCGUGCGCGCCAAGUGCGUCCGGACCGGCGACUACCACGUCAGCAUAAAAAGAUCGUGCACGCCAUCCUUGCGCGAAAACUUUGGGCUUCUCAUUGAUCGUAUGCGACUGCGGGCAUCCAUAACACAAGCCUAACACGGCGAUUGCCAGUGCGCACACUGAAAUGCUUGGAAUAUCAGCGGCGGCGCUACCGACGCCACCGCGACUUUACCCUUGGAAGAUAUACGGCUCUUCUACUGACCACGCCGUGCGCCAGCCUUGCUGCUUC
Messenger RNA from Saprolegnia diclina VS20, 1666 nucleotides. RefSeq lists its product as hypothetical. Lineage: Eukaryota; Oomycota; Saprolegniomycetes; Saprolegniales; Saprolegniaceae. The record is from RefSeq and is a predicted model, not a curated record. The coding region runs from base 5 to 1447 and encodes 480 amino acids. The transcript has 8 exons.